Messenger RNA from Aureococcus anophagefferens, 1101 nucleotides. RefSeq lists its product as hypothetical. The record is from RefSeq and is a predicted model, not a curated record. The transcript has a single exon. Lineage: Eukaryota; Pelagophyceae; Pelagomonadales; Pelagomonadaceae. The coding region runs from base 1 to 1101 and encodes 366 amino acids.
AUGGCGGGGAACUUCGUCGCGGGCGGCAGCGGGAGCACGAUGAAGUCGAGCUUCUCCGGCGACGGCCUCCUGCUCCGCCAGAGCGUCUACGGGAACGCGUCGCCGUCGGAGAAGAUGGUGUCGCGGCUGACGUCGACGGCGCGCGCCGCGGGCCAGGCGAUCCUGGACCACAAGAUCGUGAGCCCGCGGGCCAUCGCGCGCAUGCGCGCGGAGAACAAGGUCAAGCGCCAGGAGCUCGCGGGCACGCAGUGGCAGUUCGGCACGAAGGACGACAUGGCCGACUGGCGGACGGCCGUCAAGUCCGGCACGGAGCUCAACAGCGGCAUGCUGCGCACCUACCGCCUCAACCAGGCCGACGGCGACGCGAAGACGAGGUACGCGAAGCAGGACGAGGAGCGCAAGGAGCGGCGGCGCGUCAUGGAGUGCGGCGCGGGCGUCCGCUUCGACGAGGCCGACAGCGAGCGCGGCAAGUACGCGCAGGACCACAAGCUCUACAGCUCGCUCCAGGAGGCGCGGAAGAACAACCCCGGCGGCCACCUCGACACGAAGGCCAUGGUGCUCAAGUUCAAGUACGCGAGCAACCAGAUCUGGCCGAGCAACGUCUACGACCGGUCCGACUUCGAGACGGACGAGAAGCGGCGCCAGCGGACGCUCGCGACGGCCUGCGGGAGCCCCGUCGACAUGAUGCGCGCGCGGCGGAAGCUCGUCGAGGAGGGCAAGGAGAAGAAGGUCGCCUUCCAGCGCGGCCAGAUCGACUGCCUCCGCGCGCACCCGAACCUCCGGAGCCGCGACGGCUUCUACAACCGGCGCACGAGCGACUUCGACCUGCCCGAGGCCGGGCCCGGCCGCGCGUCCCUCGAGCACCAGAAGCAGGUCAACCGCGAGCGCAAGCAGGCCCUCUCGGGCACGCAGUGGCAGUUCGGCCUCACGGACGCGUGGCAGACGGACUUCCAGACGACGAUGCACAGCGCCGUCUCCGCGAAGAACAGCAUCAACGCCGACAGCCUCACCGAGCUCUGCGAGUCCAAGGACCGCGCGAAGAAGCUCAAGGCCCACCUCACGCGCACGACGAUCCAGCUCGGCGGCGACUCGUGGGGCUGA